Molecule: messenger RNA, 1623 nt
Organism: Lodderomyces jiufengensis
Lineage: Eukaryota; Fungi; Ascomycota; Pichiomycetes; Serinales; Debaryomycetaceae
Gene: SSZ1
Product: Ssz1p
Exons: 1
Coding region: 1-1623 (540 amino acids)
Biological process (GO): protein folding
Cellular component (GO): cytosol; nucleus
Molecular function (GO): ATP-dependent protein folding chaperone; ATP binding
Source: RefSeq, a predicted model, not a curated record
AUGUCAGUAAUUGGAAUAACAUUUGGUAACACUACAUCAUCAAUAGCAGUUGCAACCCCAGAUGGUAAAGUAGAUGUAAUUGCAAAUCCCGAUGGUGAUCGUUCAAUUCCAUCAGCUUUAUCAUAUGUUGGAACAGAUGAAUAUCAUGGAUCUCAAGCAGAAUCAAGGUUGAUUAGAAAUCCAGAAAAUACUAUAGUUAAUUUCAGAGAUUUUAUUGGUAAAAAAUUCAAUGAUAUCAAGAAUGACUUUUCAUAUGGUUCAAAACCAAAAGAAGUAAAUGGUGAAAUUUGUUAUGAGAUUAAAAACGAUGGUAAAACUGAAAUAUUAAGUGUCAAUGAAGUCACUAAGAGACACUUUAAGCAAUUGAAAUUAGCAGCUGAAGAUUAUAUUGGUAAAUCAAUUGAAAAUGUAGUAUUAGCCGUACCAACUGAUUUUAAUGAUGUUCAAAAACAAGAAAUCACCAAGAUUUCAAAAGAUGCAGGAUUAAAUAUUUUACAAUUUAUUAAUGAACCAUCAGCUGCUUUAUUAGAUCAUUUAAGUGCAGAAGAAAAUAGAUUAAGUGAAGAUAAAAUUUACGUUGUAGCAGACUUUGGAGGUAUUAGAUCAGAUGCAGCAGUUAUAGCAGUAAGAGGUGGUGUUUUAACCAUUUUAGCUACAUCACACGAGUAUGGAUUAGGUGGUGAUAAUUUAGAUCAAUCAUUAUCUGAAUUUUUCGCAAAAGAAUUUGAAAAAAAAAAUAAAAUCGAUCCAAGAACAAAUCAAAAAUCUUUAUCAAAAUUAAAAGCUGAAUCAAUAGUUGUUAAAAAGACUUUAUCAAAUGUUCAGACUUCCACUUGCUCAAUUGAAUCAUUAGCUGAAGGUAUUGAUUUCCAUACCUCCAUCAAUAGAUUAAGAUAUGAAUUAACUGCAAGAGAUGCAUUAUCCAAAAUGACAGGAUUUGUUGAAAAAGUAAUCACAAAAGCAGGGUUGGAACCAUUAGACAUUGAUGAAGUUUUAUUAGUUGGUGGAUCAUCACAUACUCCAAAAUUAGCUUCAAACAUUUCAUAUUUAUUCCCAAAAACUACCAAUAUCAUAGCUCCAUCAACUGACUCCAAGGCAUUAAAUCCAUCAGAAUUAGUUGCUCGUGGGGCAGCAUUACAAGCUUCAUUAAUUGAACAAUUUGAUGAAUCAGAAAUCAAUGAAUCAUUACAACCAAUUGUUGUAAACACUCAGCAUUUAUCAAAAUCAAUUGGUAUAAAAGACGCAGAAGGUAAAUUCCAACCAAUUUUAGUUGCUGAAACUGCUUAUCCAAUCAAAAAAUCAAUUGAAGUAACUAACGGUGAUUCAUCAUCAGUAUUAAUUCAAUUAUAUGAAGGUAUAAGAAAAAUCAAAGAAACAGUUAUUGAAGUAGAAAAAGAUGAAGAUGAUUCAGAAGAAGAAGAUUCAGAUGAAGAACCAGAAAUUGAAAGAGAAGCAGUCUAUGAAGCUGGCGAUUUAUUAGCUGAAUUUUCAUUGAAAGAUUUAAAACCAAAUUCAAAAUUAGAAGUCACUGUAAAUAUAACUCAAAACGGAGUCUUACAUGUUUCUGGAAGAGAAUUAAAACAAGGGUCCAUUGCUGUUAAAGGGGAAGUAUCAUCACAAUAA